Molecule: messenger RNA, 716 nt
Organism: Lotus japonicus
Lineage: Eukaryota; Viridiplantae; Streptophyta; Magnoliopsida; Fabales; Fabaceae
Product: 40S ribosomal protein S15a-5-like
Exons: 3
Coding region: 75-464 (129 amino acids)
Biological process (GO): translation
Cellular component (GO): ribosome; cytosolic small ribosomal subunit
Molecular function (GO): structural constituent of ribosome
Source: RefSeq, a predicted model, not a curated record
CAAGCCUGCGAUUUCAAACCCUUGCCUUCACAUCACUUGUUUUCGUCUCUACUGUGGUGUCGAGAGAGUGCAGAAUGGGGAGGAGGAUUCUGAACGAUGCAUUGAGGACGAUGGUCAAUGCCGAGAAGAGAGGCAAAGCUGCGGUGGAGCUCAGCCACAUCUCCACCGUCAUCUCUUCUUUUCUCCAAAUCAUGAAAAACCGCGGUUAUGUGAAGAAUUUCCAAGUCUAUGAUCCACAUAGAGUUGGGAGGAUAACAGUUGAGCUACAAGGUAGGAUCAAUGACUGCAAGGCCCUCACAUACAGGCAAGAUCUCAAGGCAAGGGAUAUUGAAGCUUACAGAUUGAAUACUCUUCCAACUAAUCAGUGGGGUUAUGUUGUGAUUUCGACGCCGGAUGGUGUUUUGGAUCAUGAAGAGGCCAUUAGAAAGAAUGUGGGUGGUCAGGUUCUUGGUUACUUUCAUUAGAAAUAAUUGCUGCCGAUUUAUUUUGGCCUCUUAAAAAUUGAAUGAAUUUGAUCAUGGAAUGUUUUAUUCAGCAAAAGAGGUUUUGUUUUUCUAUUUUGGCCUUGUAGAGUUUUAUAGCAGUUCAUGCAUGAUUUGUGUGAUGGAUUGGUUUCAUGCUCUGUGGAAAUUAGUCCUGUUUUUGUUUAAUAAUAGACUUGACAUGAGCAGAUAUCAGAUAACCUAAGUUCAUAAUGUAAGUUAUAUUCACUGUUA